GCGACUUGAAAAACUGCCUUUUCGCUCGAUUCAUCGAAUUCCCCGUUUCUCGUCCCGUCCUUCUCUGCUUCCAAUUUUCCUUGCGUGCUCAUCUGCCGUCCUUCUCUUCAUCCGUCUUUCGAUUUUUACCAGGAAGACUCUAUUACCGUCACCAUGGCCGACGACGCCCAGCAUGAGCACACCUUCGAGAGCGCCGAUGCCGGUGCCUCUACGACCUUCCCCAUGCAGUGUUCUGCCCUGAGGAAGAACGGUCACGUUGUCAUCAAGGGUCGCCCAUGCAAGAUCGUUGAGAUGUCCACCUCCAAGACCGGAAAGCACGGUCACGCCAAGGUCCACAUCGUUGCCAUUGAUAUCUUCACUGGCAAGAAGCUCGAAGAUCUGUCUCCCUCCACCCACAACAUGGACGUCCCCGUUGUCCACCGCAAGGAGUACCAGCUCAUCGAUGUCACUGACGAUGACUUCCUGUCCCUCAUGGACGACACCGGUGCCACCAAGGACGACGUCAAGCUUCCCGAGGGUGAAGUCGGUGAGAAGAUCAACCGUCUCUUCCGUGAGGAGGAGAAGGACACUAACGUCGUUGUCCUGACCUCCAUGGGUGAGGAAAUCGCCGUCGAUGCCAAGGAGGCUCCCCGUGGUGCCUAAACGUAAUGCGACUGAGCUACUUUCUCAUUGUGCUUAUGUCAAAAUCCACCCCAGAGAUCAUGAAACGUUCCGUGGAAUUUUUGAUCUUGGGAUACUCGGCUGGCUUGUCCCUGUCUUAUAUCGGUCAAUGUGCCACGAGAUGUGGGCUGGAUCUACAGACGGAUUGCUCUCGAUUGGCAGUAUAAUUACGCCUUGUCCGAAGAACAGUUUGGAGUUCAGCACCUCACGAUAGUUUUGACGAACGAAUAAAAAAAUUUCAGCGUAUACAGACGAUUCGUGUCAAAUUUCAUACCUAAUAACUACUUGAUCUUUGGAGCGUAGGCCUUAUUUUAUUUCUUUAUAAAGUUUAUAUAUA
This is a messenger RNA of Paecilomyces variotii, 997 nucleotides long. RefSeq names its product eukaryotic translation initiation factor 5A-2. Gene Ontology annotation, biological process: positive regulation of translational termination; positive regulation of translational elongation. The coding region runs from base 154 to 642 and encodes 162 amino acids. NCBI's taxonomy places the organism in Eukaryota, Fungi, Ascomycota, Eurotiomycetes, Eurotiales, Thermoascaceae. The transcript is spliced from 4 exons. The record is from RefSeq and is a predicted model, not a curated record. Gene Ontology annotation, molecular function: ribosome binding; RNA binding; translation elongation factor activity.